AUGGAGGAAUAUGAUAUUAUUGUGCUUGGAACUGGACUUAAGGAAUGUAUCCUGUCUGGUUUAUUGUCUCAAAGUGGGAAAAAGGUUCUUCACAUUGACAAUAAUCCCUACUAUGGAGGAGAGAGUGCAUCCAUUUCUCCCCUUGAGGAGCUGUUCAAGAAGUUUAAGGUUCCAGGACCUGCUAAAUCUAUGGGCCGCGGAAAAGAGUGGAGCAUCGACCUUAUCCCCAAAUUUUUUCUCGCCAAUGGUGAGCUGGUGAAGGUCUUGGUGCACACUGACGUUACUCGAUAUCUGGACUUCAAAGUUGUUGAAGGCAGCUAUGUAUACAAAGCAGGCAAAGUGCACAAAGUCCCCGGCACAGAGGAAGAUGUCAUGCAUUCUUCAGAUUUGAUGGGCAUGUUUGACAAGAGAAGGUUCAGGAAGCUGCUGCUCUUUGCCCUGAACUUUGACGUGAGAAACCCUCGGACCUGCCAGGACGUGGAUCCUAAAAAGAUGACCACACGGGACCUUUUCAGCCGUUUUGACCUGGGGGGAGAUGUCAUGGAGUUCACAGGUCAUGCCAUAGCCUUACACAGCAGUGAGAGUUACCUGGACCAGCCAUGUGGGGAAACCAUCAGACGGAUCCGGCUGUACUCUGAGUCUCUGUCCCGCCACAACCCCAGUCCAUACCUCUACCCUGUGUACGGGCUGGGAGAACUACCACAGGGAUUUGCCAGACUGAGUGCAGAGUACGGAGGAACUUUCCUCUUGAACAGAACCGUGGAUGAGAUUGUGAUGGACAACGGCAAAGUGAAAGCUGUGAAGUCUGAGGGGAAGCUGUUCCACUGUAAACAGCUCAUCUGUGACCCCAGCUACGUUCCUAAUCGAGUGAGGAAAGUGGGGCGUGUGAUUAGAGUCAUCUGUUUAUUAAAUCAUCCAGUUAAAAACACCCACGAGGCGCACUCCUGUCAAAUCAUCAUCCCUCAAACUCAACUCAACAGGAAAUCUGACAUUUACAUAUCGUUAGUGUCACAUGUCCACAAUGUGGCCUCAGACGGGAUGUACAUUGCCACGGUGAGCACGACUGCAGAAACCAGCGACCCAGAGAAAGAAGUCCAGCCGGGGCUGGAGCUUCUCAAGCCCAUCAUGCAAAAAUUUGUUUCGAUCAGUCACAUGCUGGUUCCCAAUGAAGAUGGAAAAAAGAGUCAGAUAUUUGUGUCCCGCUCAUAUGAUGCAAUAAACCACUUUGAGGCUGAAUGCGAGGACAUCAAAGACAUGUACCAGCGGAUAACAGGAGCAGCGCUCCGCUUCGGAGGAUCACAGAGACACCAGUCUCACAACUCUGACGAUGACAGAGAGACUUUCAACAUCAGGACCAAAUGA
Cyclopterus lumpus (lumpfish) is the source of this 1362-nucleotide messenger RNA. RefSeq lists its product as uncharacterized. The transcript has 11 exons. Gene Ontology annotation, cellular component: cytoplasm. Gene Ontology annotation, molecular function: Rab GDP-dissociation inhibitor activity. The coding region runs from base 1 to 1362 and encodes 453 amino acids. The record is from RefSeq and is a predicted model, not a curated record. Lineage: Eukaryota; Metazoa; Chordata; Actinopteri; Perciformes; Cyclopteridae. Gene Ontology annotation, biological process: protein transport; vesicle-mediated transport; small GTPase-mediated signal transduction.